Messenger RNA from Cimex lectularius (bed bug), 1722 nucleotides. RefSeq names its product mitochondrial E3 ubiquitin protein ligase 1-like. Bases 546 to 1559 code for a protein of 337 amino acids. Gene Ontology annotation, molecular function: ubiquitin-protein transferase activity. Lineage: Eukaryota; Metazoa; Arthropoda; Insecta; Hemiptera; Cimicidae. The record is from RefSeq and is a predicted model, not a curated record. The transcript has 6 exons. Gene Ontology annotation, biological process: organelle organization; protein ubiquitination.
CUUGGUGGGAGAGGUGGAUUUGGCCUUUUGGGAGUGCUAGUUUAUGCUAGUUACCUCGUUCGUCUAUUUAGCUAUUUUCCUUCAAAACCUUCGUUUUUAAGACACGAUGUUAGUCAUCUGCCACAUUCGUCACGGCCCCAAAAUAUCCCCUAUAUUACCCCAGAACGGCAUGUGGAUAAAAAUUUAACAUAUGUAUGUGGUUUAAUUUAAUAAUUUUAGAAUUUUGAGCUUUUUUACUUUUCCAAAGCGAUAAUAGAACUGGGAAUCUAGAAGAUAUAGGUGUAGCAAAGCCUCUGAGAUCACGAGGGGCGCCGAGGAGUCUUCACCAAUCAUUACCGGCUGUCCCGUCAACUUCAGUCUCAUCAUCACCAGAAUCACCAACAAAAAUAAACCCCACUGCACUUCUUUCAUCUGAUUUUGUUAUAAACAGACAUAUCACAUUCGGUCGUUUAGUAGAAAUUAGAAGCACUUUAGUAAAAAUGAGGGAAAAAUCCUCGGUGGAGUCGUCGGUCUUUUUCUGAGAAGUGAACACCUUGAAGUAAAUCAUGGACAACUGGGUCGAGCUUUUGGCCUUCGGAGUCGACGCUAUCAUUUUCGGCAUCUGCAGCAAGCUUUAUCUAAAGUACAACUACUCAGCCCAACUGGUCGAGCAAUCCCAGAGGCUAGGGAUAAAUCCAGAUUAUUAUGACCUAGAUGAAACAACACGCAAAUAUGUGAUUUAUCAAGGAACGGUGAAGGCCAUUGGACGGCCGAUCAGGGGCCUAUACGCACCGGACAUAACAGGUGUUGUUCAGCGUUUGACUAUUAAGGAGCAUGCCAUCGCCCGUAACACAUCGGGCUUCUGGUCCGAUCAAAAGAAUAUUAUACAUGAGUCGUACAACCUUGUGCCGUUUAUGAUUGAGAAGGGCUACAUCCAGAUACUUGUCACGGAUCCACUUGGUGCAGAGAUUCUAGACCUUGACACAAUUUAUAACAAGUUUGAGAACAGUUCGCUGAGCGUUAUGGACCAUGUUAUCAGUUUUUUCAAUGGAAUUAGACAACGGGGUAUUGGCACUACUGAAGAACUGUUGAAAGAAGGAUCAUUCAUGACAGUAAUUGGUGAAAUGACUAAAGGUCCAGAAGGCGAGCUGCAGUUAGGGCCAUCUACCUUGGGAUAUCCUUAUUUUAUAACUUCAAUGCCUGUUUCCUGUCUGCUUAGAAAUUUGAAAGAAAGUCGUGCUACUUAUAAAUGGCUGUCUUAUUUAUUUGGCGGUAUUGGCAUCAUCUUUUCAUUCAUUCUUGCAAAGAAAUGGUGGAUUGCUAGACAAAAUAAAAUCAGGGAUGAAGAGGUGAAAAAACGGAUAGAAGAGAUGAGGAAGGAGAGGAGGAAAAAUGCCCGUCGGUCUUGCGAGCUAUCAGAAAAUGAAAAGUGUGUCGUGUGCAAAGAAAACCCAAAAGAAAUAAUAAUACUGCAAUGUGGACAUGUGUGCAUAUGCGAGGAUUGCAGCGAGGUAAUAAAGACACAGUGCCCUGUCUGUAGGGCGACAAUAUCAAACAAGGCGGCAGCGUUUAUAUCCUGAGACAAGGCGAGGGUCACAAGAAACAGAUGGGUGAGUCGAAAAAGAGAAAAAAAAAUGUAUUUAUAAAAGUGUACAGGGGCCCACUGAGAGAAUUCAAUUCUGCCAUCUAGAACAGAAAGAAAAAGAUUAACCAGUUGUUUGAAAAUAAAGUGCUUUAAAUCUA